UUUUCAGUAUAUAAGGACAUCAAGAGAAAAACAUUUUCUCAACAUGAUGUUUUCAGGGACGAAAUUUCAGCCUGUCCUUCUCUCCAUGCUCGAUACACUGUUCCAGUUGUUCCAAUUCAUAAAAAUCUUGUUACUCCAGAAUUUGCGCGUGAUGCCUGUCGAUUACCAGCCUCAUAUAACUUACAGGCGUAUAAACAUUUUCUAGAUAACUGGGGAACGCAUGUUACUACUGAGGUUGAGAUGGGACAGAAGUCUGCAACACGAUAUAGACUAUCAGUUGCCAAUCUUGCAGAUAUUCUGUUAAAUUCCCAUGACUCAAACGUAGCCUCAAUGAUGGUAGAAGCCUUUGAAGGAUACGGUUCUGUCGUACAUCUUAAUAUGUCGCACAUUCACCAUAGUGAUUUCUCCAAACUUCCUCUCGGUACCCAGAUCUCUCAUUACACUAUUGGUGCAGUUACAGAGGCAGUCUUAUCAUGGACGAUCAUUCCGAUAUUCCAAGUUUUUUCCAACGACUAUUGGCAAAAUUUAGAUGAAUUUUACCGAACUGGAAUAUGUGAUGGGGAUACGAUGAACCUCUUGCAACUUAGCAAAAAUUUUGUCAAAGCCCUUAGCGACUAUUCAACUGCAAGCGGUGGAGAAAAACCGCCGUCAGUGGACAUGAGACUGCCGAUAACGUGGCCAACUGGUACUUACGGACUAUAUAUGCCAAAGACUGGAUGUCCAAAGGAUCCAAGUGGUUUUUCUACCGGUUACUUUAUCGACGACACAGAAGAUUUCAAAAACCAAAAUAACUGGACAACUGGAAUUCAUUUAAAUGGAACGUUCAACCAUGGAGAAAUUGCAACAUAUUUUUGUAUGAAAAUAAAAGUUACACCAACUGAAUAUAAUCGGACAUGGCCAUCUGGAAACUACUGCAUUUUAAAGAAAGGAGAUUGUCCAGCUGGUUUUAGGCAAGGCGUUUUGCAUAUGGAUGAUGAAGAUGACAAUAAUGGUAAUGUUCAUGUUGGGGCAUUGCCUGACGGAUUCUUCGUCGAUGGAAAUUCCAUUUCCUUUUGUUGCAGACAAGAUAGCUAAGCUAACAUACCCAUACUUCUGCCAAUUGAUAAACCUUUUUAUCUCAUGCGAUAUACUGGACUGUGUCAAGAAGUCCUAGGUAUGAGCGUGUCCGAUGAGUUUAUCUACUAUGACAAUGAAGACAACAGAAAUGGUAAUAAUUGCACCGGAGCUCAUCCAUUUGUUGAAG
Molecule: messenger RNA, 1243 nt
Organism: Saccostrea echinata
Lineage: Eukaryota; Metazoa; Mollusca; Bivalvia; Ostreida; Ostreidae
Exons: 7
Coding region: 241-1074 (277 amino acids)
Cellular component (GO): membrane
Molecular function (GO): wide pore channel activity
Source: RefSeq, a predicted model, not a curated record